This is a messenger RNA of Triplophysa dalaica, 2157 nucleotides long. Its product is annotated as tripartite motif-containing protein 16-like. Gene Ontology annotation, molecular function: protein binding; zinc ion binding. The transcript has 7 exons. The record is from RefSeq and is a predicted model, not a curated record. The coding region runs from base 31 to 1719 and encodes 562 amino acids. Lineage: Eukaryota; Metazoa; Chordata; Actinopteri; Cypriniformes; Nemacheilidae.
GAUACAGAUAAGGCUACAUUUUGCUGUGAAAUGGCAGAUACCACUAUUUCAGUUGCUCAGGAUGAAUUCAAGUGCCCAAUCUGUCUGGAUUUACUGAAGGAUCCAGUGUCCAUUCCCUGUGGACACAGUUACUGCAUGGGCUGUAUUACAGACUACUGGGAUCAGAAGAGAGUCUACAGCUGCCCUCAGUGCAGACAGACCUUCACUCCAAGACCUGUUCUAGGAAAGAAUACAGUGUUUGCUGAAAUGGUGAAGAACCUCCGAGGUGCUCCUGCUGACUAUUUCAUUGGACCUGGUGAUGUGGAGUGUGAUUCCUGCACUAAAAGAAAACGCAAAGCUGUUAAGUCUUGCCUUGAAUGUCUGAAUUCAUACUGUCAAAAUCAUCUGGAACAUCAUCAAAAUUUAUUUAAACAUAAGAGACACAAAUUGAUGGAUGCCACUGAACGACUACAGGAGACAAUUUGUUCUCAGCAUCAUAAACUGCAGGAAGUUUUCUGUCGUACAGAUCAGCAGUGCAUUUGUAUUCUAUGCACAAUGGAUGAACACAGACAUCAUGACACUGUUUCAGUUUCUGAAGCAAAAAUUGAAAAACAGAUACAAUUGGAAGAGAUACAAAGGGAAUUGCAGGAAAGAAUGCAGGACAAACAGAAGGAGCUUCAUGAGUUGAGAGAGGCUGUGGAGACUCAUAAGUGCUCUGCACAGGCAUUGGUUAAAGAAAGUGAAAGGAUCUUUACUAUGCUCAGCCACUCCAUUGAGAGAAGUCGCUCUGAGGUGAUACAGCUGAUCAGAGAUCAAGAAAAUGCUGAAGUAAUUCGAGCUGAAGAACUCUUGAAGCGUCUGGAGCAGGAAAUUGAAGAUCUGAAGAGGAGAGACGCUGAGCUGGAGCAGCUUUCACACACAGAUGAUCACAUUCAUUUCCUCCAGAGUUUUCAGUCUCUCUCUGUUCCUCCUGGAUACACAAACUCACUCAACAUCACAGUCAGUUCUCAUCUAUCUUUUGAUGAAGUAGGGAAUUCUCUAUCUAAACUAACAGAAGUAGUACAUUUCUGCAAAAGAGAAAUGGGUCAUAUAUCUGAUGGAGUAAAAUACAUUGAGAUCGUUUCCAAACCUAAACCCAAGACCAGGGAGGAGUUCCUACAAUAUUCCCAUCAGUUCACUUUGGACCAGAAUACAGUGAAUAAAAACAUCUCUCUGUCUCAGGAUAAAAAAAUGAUCUCUUAUACUGAUAUAGACCAGCUGUAUUCUGAACAUCCAGAAAGAUUUGAUUUUGAUCCUCAGGUGUUGUGUAGAGAAAGUGUGUGUGGACGCUGUUACUGGGAGGUUGAGUGGAGUGGUGAGGUGGAUAUAUCAGUGUCAUAUAAGAAAAUCAAGAGGAAGAGUAGGAAUGCUAAGAGUGCAUUUGGGUAUAAUACACAGUCCUGGAGUCUGUUCUGUAAGGCCAGGAUUCUUUUCAGUUCAUUUCCAUUCAAUUAUCCUGACUCAGUAUCCUUUAGUUACAGCAUUUGGCACAAUGACAAAGAAGAAGAACUAUUAAUUCACUCCAAAUGUUCUAGAAUAGGAGUGUUUUUGGAUCAUAGUGCAGGAACUCUGUCCUUCUACAGCGUCUCUGACAAAAUGACCCUCAUACACAGAGUCCACACCACAUUCACUCAACCUCUAUAUCCUGGAUUUGGAGUUUAUUCAAAAUCAACUCUAAAAUUGUGUGAUCUAUCUGCAUAGAUUAUAUAGAGAUUCAACCGGGUCUCAUGGCAGUUUGUGGAAUAGGCAAGAAAUUUAGAAUCUGUUGAUUCGUGUUCAUGGACACAAAUUUCCCCCUUUUUUUUCAUGUCAGUCAGCACAAACAUUUUUGAGUCAUUCAGCACGACUUUCAAUACACAGACCGCAUGUGCACAUACAUGAAUAUAUUCAUAACCUGAUAUCAUAGGAAGUCGUACAUAUUUUAGGAUGUGGCUAACCAACACCUUUACACACCUCAAGUCCUAAAAUCACAGCAGCAAAGGUAAAUUUGGGUAAAACGCACAUAUUUUACCAGCUGGCAAAGCAACUAUGAAGGUCCACCUUAACCCCGCCCCUAAACCUAGCGUCACAGGGGCAAAGUUAAAUUAUAAUAAAACGUACAAAUGAGCUUGUAGGAAUAGAAAUACCUUAGAUUGAGAA